ACACACACACACCGGCAACACGGCGGGUCUCAGAACCCCUCUACACGGGCUCUGCCCAUGCCACUAACACCACCUGCGGAGCCUGAUCUGGAACCAAAAAUGAACUGGGCGUCUUUUUAUGCCGUGAUCAGCGGCGUGAACCGGCAUUCCACCGGCAUUGGGCGGAUUUGGCUGUCUGUCCUCUUCAUUUUCCGGAUCCUGGUUCUGGUGGUGGCGGCGGAGAGCGUGUGGGGCGAUGAGAAAGCGCACUUCACCUGCAACACCCAGCAGCCCGGCUGCAACAGCGUCUGCUACGACCAUUUCUUCCCCAUCUCUCACAUCCGACUGUGGGCGCUGCAGCUCAUCAUGGUCUCUACCCCCGCCCUGCUGGUUGCCAUGCACAUUGCACAUCGUCGGCAUAUCGACAAAAAGUUGUAUCGCCAAGCUGGCCGCACCAGUCCAAAAGACUUAGAGCAGAUAAAAAACCAAAAGAUGAAGAUUACUGGCGCCCUUUGGUGGACAUACAUUAUCAGUCUGCUGUUCCGUGUGUUAUUCGAAUCCGCCUUUAUGUAUCUGUUCUACAUGAUUUACCCGGGAUACAAGAUGUUCCGGCUGGUAAAGUGUGACUCGUACCCGUGCCCAAACAUAGUCGACUGCUUUGUGUCCCGACCAACAGAGAAAACAGUGUUCACUAUAUUCAUGCUUGCGGUGUCCGGCGUCUGCAUCCUGCUCAACAUCGCAGAAAUUGUCUUUCUUGUUGCUAGGGCAACAAGUCGUCAUCUCAAUAACUCCAAGGAGUCCCCAGUGGGAGCCUGGAUCUCUCAGAAACUGUGCUCCUUUUAGAAGCGCUGGUCCUCUCACUCUCCGAAACCUAAAUAGGCUAUUUCACAAAAACACUUAAUGUUAAUGAGGGCUAAUGUCAUUGAUCAUGUUUUUUUAAAUUUUAUAAUUCAAGAAUACUUUUUAAAAUGUGUACAUAAUAUU
Molecule: messenger RNA, 963 nt
Organism: Sinocyclocheilus anshuiensis
Lineage: Eukaryota; Metazoa; Chordata; Actinopteri; Cypriniformes; Cyprinidae
Product: gap junction beta-1 protein-like
Exons: 3
Coding region: 58-822 (254 amino acids)
Biological process (GO): cell-cell signaling
Cellular component (GO): connexin complex
Molecular function (GO): gap junction channel activity
Source: RefSeq, a predicted model, not a curated record